CUUGACGAAAUGUAUUUCAAAUUAUCUUAAUUGUGUAAUCGGGAGAGUCCAGUACUGAGUAAUCCAUCAUUAUGUUGAUAAAGAAUAUUGUGACAAACAACUGGUUUUCAUGUACGAUAAAAUUGUAACGUACGUGCGCGAAUACAAAGAAUAAAGAGUGAAAAGAUUAGAACACUUUGUCGUGGAUUAAUUGAGUGCGUCUUUCAGUCGAUUUGUGUUCCUAGUACGAUGGAGCAGACGAAGGAACAAUACAAAUACUGUUUGCAGAUUGCGAGGACUGUGGGAGGAGCUGUAACGAAAAAUCGAUGACCUGUGCACGAAGGACUCCCACGACAUUUCACCCAACAUCUCUCUCGAGACACCGAUCGAAAUUUGACGGGUAAAUCAUGUCGUCGUCCCAGAGGUCCAGACGACCCAGUGUAUCGAUCUACGAUUAUCCGGAGCACUUAAAUCCAUUUAACGAUGAUACGACGAAUUCUCAGUCGCAAAUGCAUCACGAGGGUAAAUCAUCGAAGGAAUCCAAGCACAAAUUCUGGACGUUCGGCAGAAGCCGGAAGAAGAGGUCGAACAGCUUCUCGAUCAAGUCUUGGAGUGGAUUGUUUGGAAAGCGCAAAGAACCUUCGGAACCGGUAGAAAAACGGUCGACGAUCACAACAGUUUCGACGACGUACAAGAGGGAGCCUUACGAUAAACCAAUAGUUCCACCACGUCUCUCGAAGGAUCAGCAGGAGUUCGAUGAAGCUCUGGGUACUCUGACGAGGAGGAGGAAGUACACUCUCGACAAUAAUUCCUCGAGAUACAGCUCGAAUGUGACAGUGAACGGGGAUCCUGCCAAAAUCUACGAUGGAAAUCCGCAAGACACAACGACGUCUAUCAUGGGUGUUGAUCUCACACCGAAACCACCAGUCAGAAGGUUUGGACAGGUCAGCCCGAGGCCAACGGACAAGAUACCACCUUUAAAUUUCGAGGAGAAGCAUCCCAAGCAAAAUGGUGGUCUACAUGACAAAUCAGAAAGAACUCCGGUUCCACCAAUGCGAAGAUUCGGCAAUAGAUCGUCGCAGAGGUUGAACGGAACCACGUCGGACCUCGAGGAAGAUCUGGCCAAUCAAUCCGGCAACGUGAGCUUGAAGGAUGAGAAUGAAAACGUGCCUGAAGAUUACGUCUUCAAGAGAUUCAGCCAAGAUGCUGUGAGGAAAUCGAAUUUGUCUAUUAACAGUUGCGUAUCCGUUACCAGUACGGCGAGCACGUACGGACGUAAAAAACGAAGAGCACCGCAACCACCGAAACGGAAGGAGCCUUUGGAGACUCCUCUGGAAACUGACAGUCGACCAGAGACGAAUAAAACAGAGCUUAAACCAGAAGCGAGUAAACUCGAGCUUCAGAUAAUCGAGCCUAUUGAUAUCACGAAAGCCACGGAAAAUAUCGAUGAGAUGACAAAGAAGAGCUGUGAGGAAUUAAAUGAAAAAUCAACGCAAAAAGAAGAGAAGCAGGAUGAGUUACUAUUAAAAACUGCCGAAGAUACAUUAUCCGAUGAUAUUGCGAAAAGUACCGAGAAAAAUGAAUCGUGUGAAGUUUUGGAGGAUUGUGUGCCUGAAGUGAAUGAGAAAAAGGAUUCUUCAGAAGAAAGAUCAGCGUGUAACUCCGAUGAAACUUUGGAGGAAGUCGAACUGGAGAUGAAGGCAGAGGAAACGACGAAUACGGUUACCGAGGAUCCUAUCGAAAAAGAUCCUAUAAACAUAGAGUACAACAGAACGUCCCAAGAAAAAAUUGAGAUUAUCAAGGAUGUCGAUCCAGAAUCUGACGAAGUCUGUUUGAGAAAAAAAGAUUCAUCCGGAACGUUAACGCGAAGCGAUAGUUUUUCCGUAAAGGAGGAGAUUGAGAAGAUCGAAAAGCAAAUCAAAGCUCUGGAGAGUAGAAACAAAGCGUCCAAAGAACAAGAAAAUAUCGAUAAUGACACGUGUCACGAUCCGGAUCACGACCAGGUGACGAACACCCGAUUGUCCAUUCAGACGAAUCGGCGGCACUUCUUCGAGAAUAUGGUGGAUAGUCCAUCGGGUCCGAUUAAGUUAGAAUUUAAAAAGUUACCGUGCGAGCAGAAAGAUAUUCAUAUUGUCCGAUUAACAGAUCCACCAAUACCAGUCGCGGCACCACGGGACGCGGUAAAGGUGAUUGAGCUACACAUUUCCGAACCGAUCCGGCACAAAUCCGAACUCUUGGACGAGGUGAACCCCAUACCAAAGCCUAGGAGGCAUAGCGCGCUAAGUCUAAAAGAUAUUCCCGAGUCCAGGCUCUCAAAGAAUGGAAACAAGAGCCUGGAAAACAAUGGUAAGAGAGGAUCCUUUUGAAAUCUUGAAGUUUCGUCUGAUUUCAGAUUUACCAGUGAAAUCUUACCGCGAUUUUUAUGCGCAAAUGUCGCCUGUAAGUUCUUAACUUUGAUGCAACGAAAGAAUCUACUACUUCUAUACAAACGAGCUAUUACUCGAAGGCUGUAUAUUACGUGUCUUCGUUUCGACGUUUCCUUGUUUUGAUCAUUGACGAUUUCAUACUAACGAUGUCUUAUCUUUCUGCGAUAAAAUUCGCUACGGAAUUCUAGCAUUUCUUUUAUGCUACAUGAUUAUAGUGAUUUACCUUUACGUUUCCGACACAUUGCGAUAUGUUAUACUGUGAAAUAUUCUAAGUAUACUUUUCAUUAUUUA
Molecule: messenger RNA, 2696 nt
Organism: Camponotus floridanus (Florida carpenter ant)
Lineage: Eukaryota; Metazoa; Arthropoda; Insecta; Hymenoptera; Formicidae
Exons: 7
Coding region: 387-2345 (652 amino acids)
Source: RefSeq, a predicted model, not a curated record